UCCGCAAAGAUGGCGGCGGCUGCGGGGAGAGGCGCUCGGCUGGCAGCCUGGGGCGGAAGAUUGCGGCGCGGGUUAACUGCCAGCCGACGGGCCGUCCCAAGCCCUGGCCCCUUGGCAGCAGCAGUGGCCGGCGUGACCCUGGCAGGGGCAGGAGCGGUCUGGCAUCACGGUCGCCUGAAUGUCGCGGCACGCGAGAGCAGCCUCACCGUCUUAGCACAGAAAAAUGUCGACUGUGGAGCAAUAGAAAAACUGUCUCUUCGUAAACAGCGAUUCAUGCAGUUUUCUUCACUAGAACAUGAAGGAGAAUAUUAUAUGACACCACGAGACUUCCUCUUUUCAGUAAUGUUUGAGCAAAUGGAACGUAAAACUUUAGUCAAGAAGCUGGCAAAAAAGGAUAUCGAGGAUGUACUGGCAGGAAUCCAAACAGCUAAUUGUGGAUCAACUUUUUUUAGAGACCUUGGUGAUAAAGGGCUAAUAUCAUACACUGAGUAUCUUUUCUUGCUUACAAUCCUCACUAAACCUCAUACUGGGUUUCAUGUUGCUUUUAAAAUGCUAGACGUUGAUGGCAAUGAGAUGAUUGAGAAAAAGGAGUUUUUUAAGCUUCAGAAGAUAAUAAGUAAACAAGAUGACUUAAAGACAAUGAAAACUAAUGAAAUAGAAUGUCAGGAGCCAAUAGUGAAAGAACCUGAAAUUAACACAACCCUUCAGAUGCACUUCUUUGGAAAAAGAGGAGAAAGAAAACUUCACUAUAAAGAAUUUCGAAGAUUUACAGAAAAUUUACAAACAGAGAUUCAAGAAAUGGAAUUCCUUCAGUUUUCUAAAGGUUUGAGUUUCAUGAGAAAAGAAGACUUUGCAGAGUGGCUACUUUUUUUCACUAACACUGAAAAUAAAGACAUUUAUUGGAAAAAUGUGAGAGAGAAGUUGUCAGCAGGAGAGAGCAUUAGUUUGGAUGAGUUCAAGUCAUUUUGCCAUUUUACAACCCACUUGGAAGACUUUGCUAUUGCCAUGCAGAUGUUUAGCUUAGCUCAUCGACCUGUCAGACUAGCGGAGUUUAAGAGAGCUGUAAAAGUAGCAACAGGACAAGAGCUCUCAAACAAUAUUUUGGACACAGUCUUCAAGAUCUUUGAUUUGGAUGGUGAUGAAUGCCUUAGCCAUGGAGAGUUUCUUGGAGUGUUAAAAAACAGGAUGCAUCGAGGUUUAUGGGUGCCACAACAACAGAGUAUACAAGAAUACUGGAAAUGUGUGAAAAAAGAAAGCAUUAAAGGAGUAAAAGAAGUCUGGAAACAAGCUGGAAAAGGCCUUUUUUAAAAU
This is a messenger RNA of Sciurus carolinensis (gray squirrel), 1311 nucleotides long. RefSeq names its product mitochondrial calcium uptake 2 (gene Micu2). Gene Ontology annotation, molecular function: calcium ion binding. Gene Ontology annotation, cellular component: uniplex complex. Gene Ontology annotation, biological process: calcium import into the mitochondrion; mitochondrial calcium ion homeostasis. NCBI's taxonomy places the organism in Eukaryota, Metazoa, Chordata, Mammalia, Rodentia, Sciuridae. The record is from RefSeq and is a predicted model, not a curated record. Bases 10 to 1308 code for a protein of 432 amino acids. The transcript has 12 exons.